AGAGAAAAUAAAGCGAUGAACAAAUCGCAUAUAUAAACCACUCUUGUAUCUUUGCGUCGCUCUCGGAGUAGCUAUGGCGGUAGAGAGACGAAACCCUAGUCUUCUCUCUCUCAUUGCCCUCUCUCUAGUAGUGAUCGCAUCUGCUGAAGUGUUCUUUGAAGAGCGUUUUGACGAUGGUUGGGAGAACCAAUGGGUUAAAUCCGACUGGAAGAAAGAUGAGAGCACGGCUGGGGAAUGGAACUAUACUAGCGGUAAAUGGAGUGGGGAUCCUAAUGAUAAAGGCAUCCAAACCAGCGAAGACUUCAGGUUCUAUGCUAUCUCUGCGGAGUUCCCAAAAUUGAGCAAUAAGGAUAAGACAUUAGUUUUUCAAUUUUCUGUUAAGCAUGAACAGAAGCUUGACUGUGGUGGUGGCUACAUGAAACUGCUUAGCGGUGGCAUUGAUCAAAAGAAAUUCGGUGGUGAAACCCCAUAUAGUAUUAUGUUUGGUCCAGAUAUCUGUGGCUACAGUACCAAGAAAGUCCAUGCCAUUCUUGCAUACAAUGGAACAAAUCACUUGAUCAAGAAGGAUGUUCCUUGUGAGACCGACCAGUUGACUCAUGUCUAUACAUUCAUUCUGCGACCAGAUGCUGCCUACAGCAUUCUGAUUGACAAUGUGGAGAAGCAAACUGGUAGCCUGUACUCUGAUUGGGACCUUCUACCACCAAAGAAAAUAAAAGAUCCUGAGGCCAAAAAGCCUGAAGAUUGGGAUGACAAAGAAUACAUUCCUGAUCCUGAAGAUAAGAAGCCGGAGGGGUAUGAUGAUAUCCCUAAGGAGAUACCAGAUCUUGAUGCCAAAAAGCCUGAGGACUGGGAUGACGAGGAAGAUGGUGAGUGGACACCCCCAACAAUUGCUAAUCCUCAGUACAAGGGUCCAUGGAAGCAAAAGAAAAUUAAGAAUCCCAACUACAAGGGAAAGUGGAAGGCACCUAUGAUCGACAACCCAGAUUUUGUAGAUGAUCCUAAUCUGUAUGUGUAUCCAAACUUGAAGUAUGUUGGAAUAGAGCUGUGGCAGGUGAAAUCUGGAACCUUGUUCGACAAUAUCUUGAUUUGUGAUGACCCCGAUUAUGCGAAGAAGCUGGCAGAGGAAACAUGGGGCAAACACAAGGAUGCUGAGAAGGCAGCAUUUGAUGAGGCAGAGAAGAAGAGAGAGGAGGAGGAAUCAAAGGAUGAUCCUGUAGAUUCAGAUGUUGAGGAUGAAGAUGAUGCCGACGCUGAUGCUGAUGAUGAUGUCGAUGACGAUGCCGAGGACACAGAAGAAAGUGCACAUGAUGAACUAUAGGUAGAGAUAGCCACUCUCAAGAAUUUAGAAACUGAGGAGGUCAACACUUUUCCUUUCUUGUUUAUUUUUUGGCUUUAGUUUUGCUGUUAGUGAAAGCCAAAGUUUAAUUGCUUUGGUCUGAUUUGAUUCCCCUAGUAUCGGAACAAAUGACCAUCCUUUAAUGAUUUUUAUGCAGUAUAUGAUAUGGACUGGAGUUAUUAUUAUGUGUAACGAGUAACGACCCAUCUUGAUA
Messenger RNA from Diospyros lotus (date-plum), 1550 nucleotides. RefSeq names its product calreticulin-like. Gene Ontology annotation, cellular component: endoplasmic reticulum; endoplasmic reticulum membrane. Gene Ontology annotation, biological process: protein folding. The transcript is spliced from 14 exons. The record is from RefSeq and is a predicted model, not a curated record. Gene Ontology annotation, molecular function: calcium ion binding. Bases 74 to 1318 code for a protein of 414 amino acids. NCBI's taxonomy places the organism in Eukaryota, Viridiplantae, Streptophyta, Magnoliopsida, Ericales, Ebenaceae.